GAAAAAAGGAAAAAUGGUCGACUAUAGUAUUCCGAAAAAACAAAAGGCAGUAAUUACGAAUUAGUUCCAACGGUAAGAAAGAGAUGGCAUCAAAUUGAAGGGAAUUAACAGAAACAACCGAUUCCAAAUUCAGUGUUCUAAGUUCUAACGACGGAGUACGCUUUGUCAGAGGUUGAGGAUGCACGUCAUGGAGUAACUGGCACCCAGAUUUUUCAGAUCUCUUGUGCCCGAUCCAAGCUCUGCUUUGAUCGGCCAAUUGCCCGACAGAUCAGAAACCGCUGCUGUCUUGAGAGCAGGUACGAGUGAUUAGGCAAUAUGCAGCACAAUCCUCCUACUGUCGAGGAACAGUUGGUUUUAAAAGCAAUCAAAGAGGAAUGCCCUUGGGAGAGCCUCCCGAAACGGCUUCAAGCAACUCUAGGUUCUAAAGAAGAGUGGCAUAGAAGGGUAGUUGAACAUUGCAUUAAGAAAAGACUUCAAUGGAACACUUGUUUUGCUCGCAAAGUGUGCAAAGAAGGUGAAUAUUAUGAGGACAUGAUGCGUUUCUUGCGAAAGAACCUGGCGCUGUUCCCUUAUCACCUUGCGGAGUAUGUUUGCCGUGUGAUGAGGUUAUCGCCUUUCAGAUAUUACUGUGAUAUGAUAUUUGAGGUUAUGAAAAAUGAGCAACCAUAUGACAGCAUUCCAAAUUUCAGUGCUGCAGAUGCUUUCCGACUGACGGGAAUUGGAAGAAAUGAGUUUAUUGAUAUCAUGAAUAAGUGCAGAUCUAAGAAAAUCAUGUGGAAGUUGAACAAGUCAAUUGCAAAAGAAUUAUUACCUACACAACCGGUUGACUUUCCAAUUGAAUCAUGGUGGGGGGUCUGUCUAGUCAACUUUACUCUUGAAGAAUUUAAGAAACUCUCAGAAGAAGAAACAGCGACGAUAGAUAAAGUGUGUAAGGAGGAAGCUAAUUCGUUUAUCCUCUUUGAUCCUGACAUCAUAAAGGGUCUGCACCGUCGCGGUUUGAUCUACUUUGAUGUUCCUGUCUAUCCUGAUGACCGAUUUAAAGUUUCCAGGCUUGAAGGGUUCAUUUCCAACAGGGAGCAAUCUUAUGAAGAUCCAAUUGAGGAGUUAUUGUAUGCAGUCUUUGUUGUUUCAAGUGAAAAUGCAACUGUUGCUGAACUGGCAUCAACUUUACAGGCUGAACUCUCACAGCUGCAGGCUGCCGCAUCAUUUGCUUGUCGGUUAGGUUGGGCAGUGAAAGUAAUUGAUCCGGCAUCUAUUCUUCGUGAUACAACCAUACAUGGCACUCCCAGAAACAAUCUUAUUGAUGAAAAUGAUUCUUCUCUUUCUAGUAUAGGCUCGGCAAGCAUGUCUGUUGAUGACAAUGCUGCUCAGCAAGGAGAUAUUUCUGGGACAGAAAACUAUGGGCCACAUAAUGGUCAUGCUCGUGCUGCUUUCAUUGUUGAUGCUAAUAUAACAUCUUAUCUAAUGAUGGGAUCUGUUUCACCAGGCUUGAAAUCUCAUGCCGUCACAUUAUAUGAAGCGGGAAAACUAGGUCAUGCCAGCAUUGCAGAUCUUUGCAAGGAUCUUAGCACAUUAGAGGGAACUAAAUUUGAGGGUGAAUUACAGGAAUUUGCAAAUCAUGCUUUCAGCCUUCGUUGUGUUCUGGAAUGCCUACUAUCAGGUGGGAUUGCUACUGAUGCAGGAGUUGAGGAAGUUUGCAGUAAGAUGGGUGUUUUGUCUUCAAGUAGUGAUGAGACCACUUCUCUGAUAGCUACAACGACUUUGGCGGAGAAUUCAAUGCACCCUGAUACAGGUGCAACUGGGUUGGACAUUGAUAAUUCCUUGAGAUCACUGUUGCCUCAGCAGACUGUUUUGGCUGAGCCUGUUUCUGGAAGUCCUGGUGAUGACUCAGCAUUUUCUUUAUCUGAAGACAAUAAUAUUACCGUUGAUUAUGAAUCAGAUCCUCAUGUACAGGGUGAUGAGAAAAUUGUACCAAAUGAAGGGUCUGAUGUUGGAAAAGGAACGUCAAUGCGGAAAAAGAAAUAUUGCGUAGAUAUUCUCCGCUGUGAAAGCUUGGCUGCUCUAGCACCUGCAACUUUAGACCGGUUAUUUCUUCGUGACUAUGAUAUUGUUGUGUCCAUGAUUCCUCUUCCUUGUUCAUCAGUUCUUCCUGGACCAGCAGGUCCCAUUCAUUUUGGUCCUCCCACUCACUCAUCUAUGACACCAUGGAUGAAGUUGGUACUAUAUUCAGCUGUGGCCAGUGGGCCCCUAUCAGUUGUUCUGAUGAAGGGACAAUGUUUACGCCUGCUUCCAGCGCCAUUGGCUGGCUGUGAGAAAGCCAUCAUAUGGUCGUGGGAUGGUUCCACUGUUGGAGGGUUGGGAGGGAAAUCUGAAGGAAAUCUGGUUAAGGGAAGUAUACUUUUGCAUUGCUUAAAUUCACUUCUGAAGCACUCGGCAGUUCUAGUGCAGCCCCUGAGCAGAUAUGACCUUGAUGAAUCUGGAAAAAUGAUUACUAUGGAUAUACCAUUGCCCCUAAAGAACUCUGAUGGUUCAAUUGCUCGUAUAGGUGAUGAAUUGAGUCUCUGUGAAAAGGAAAGUUCAAAGUUAAACUCUAUGUUAUCUACUUUGGCAAACAAGCUAGAGCUAUCAACAGUUGGGUACAUUCGACUGUUAAAACUAUUUAAUGAAAGAGAGUCGGAUCACUUUGCACCUGACAAUGAAAGAUAUGAAUGGGUUGCAUUGAGUGUGGAAUUCGGGAUACCACUUUUUAGUCCGAAGUUAUGCAACAACAUAUGUAAAAGGGUUGUCUCAUCAAAAUUGCUUCAAGUAGAUUCACUUUCAGAGCAUCAUGAUUCAAUGCAAGCCUUACGGAAAAGGUUACGUGAUGUCUGCACAGAAUACCAAGCAACAGGUCCUGCAGCCAAACUUCUAUACCAGAAAGAGCGUCCAAAGGAAAUAUCUCGACAACUCAUGAACUAUGCUAGUGGAAGGUGGAAUCCCCUUGUUGACCCAUCGUCCCCCAUCUCAGGGGCCUUGAGUGAACAUCAAAGAUUAAAACUUGCUAAUCGACAGCGCUGCCGGACUGAAGUUUUGAGUUUUGAUGGUAGCAUCUUAAGAUCAUAUGCCCUUGCUCCCGUUUAUGAGGCUGCUACUAGGCCCAUUGAAGAAGCUCCUUCAGUGAAUAUGCCAAAAGUUGAUCCAGAUGAAGCUGAUACCAGAGAAGUAGUUCUUCCUGGUGUCAAUCUUCUUUUCGAUGGUUCUGAAUUGCACCCCUUCGACAUAGGUGCUUGUUUGCAGGCAUGCCAACCAGUUGCCUUAAUAGCAGAGGCUGCAUUAGCCUCAGCUUCUGUUGCACCAACCUCAGCUUCUGCUGCACCAGCCUCAGCUUCUGCUGCUAUUAAGUAGGACUUUCUGCAACAAUCUUGCUUCCAUGGUGUAAAAGUUGAUCUUCCAUUAUAGAGUUGGACCUGAGUUGUCAACUUAUCACAUCCUACGUCCUACCUGUAUUCAGCGUGUUCCGUCAGCUGCUUUAUCUUUGAGGGUGGUCACUGUGGAGGCUGUUGUGCAGUUGGGCUUAUGUCUGAGGUAGAGAUUUUGUUGUCUUGUGCAAUCUACAUAUUCCACAAAUGGUUUUCAGAUUUACUUUGCACUUUUUGAAUUCCCAAAACUUCUUUGGUAAUCCUAUCGCUCAAAAAAAAAAAAGAAGGUUUUGCUCAAAUGCUUUUUUGUUUGAAUGGAAAAAAAAUAACUAUGAAGUUAUAAGAAUGGAAAAACUGUUAAUGGAAGGUCUACACUGUCAAUUUUGGCUGCUUAAACUUGCUUUUCCUAGUUCUUCCAUUCCUUUACAUUUUGCUCUUUUGCUUGUGGGAAAUUAUCGGAUUCAGAGAUCGAAAUAAAUUGUGUUUAUGCUUUCGCUUCUCA
This is a messenger RNA of Tripterygium wilfordii, 3900 nucleotides long. Its product is annotated as protein FAM91A1-like. The record is from RefSeq and is a predicted model, not a curated record. Lineage: Eukaryota; Viridiplantae; Streptophyta; Magnoliopsida; Celastrales; Celastraceae. The transcript is spliced from 11 exons. Bases 316 to 3384 code for a protein of 1022 amino acids.